This is a messenger RNA of Malaclemys terrapin pileata, 4718 nucleotides long. It is a transcript of the gene PAK1IP1, whose product is annotated as PAK1 interacting protein 1. The record is from RefSeq and is a predicted model, not a curated record. NCBI's taxonomy places the organism in Eukaryota, Metazoa, Chordata, Testudines, Emydidae. The coding region runs from base 9 to 1175 and encodes 388 amino acids. Gene Ontology annotation, molecular function: protein binding. The transcript is spliced from 10 exons.
ACGGGUGGAUGGAAGGACCCCAGGCGUCGCCUCCGAGCGUGGGGGAAGGAGGACCGGGGUCGCGCCGCGAGAUGGAGCUAGUCGGCGGCUGUUACGAGCAGAUUCUUUUCGGGUUCGCGGUGCGGCCGGGGGAGAACUGGACGCCUAUCCCUGACUUUACCCAUCAUGCCCACACUGCUUCAUUAUCAGCAGUAGCUGUGAAUAACAGAUAUGUAGUCACUGGUAGCAGAGAUGAAACAAUCCAAAUAUAUGAUAUGAAAAAGAAGAUAGAACAUGGGGCAUUGCUGCAUCAUAAUGGCACUAUAACUUGCCUGGAGUUCUAUGGGAAUGCACACUUAUUGAGUGGAGCAGAAGAUGGAUUAAUUUGUAUUUGGGACACAAAGAGAUGGGAAUGUCUGAAAUCCAUUAAAGCACAUAAGGGGCAUGUGACAUCUCUUUCUAUUCACCCUUCUGGAAAAUUAGCUUUGUCAGUAGGAACAGACAAAACAUUAAGAACAUGGAAUCUUGUAGAAGGACGAUCUGCCUUCAUCAAAAAUCUGAAGCAAAAUGCACACAUAGUUAAAUGGUCUCCCAGUGGAGAGAAGUAUGUGGUGGUCGUAACUAAUAAAGUGGAUGUCUACAAACUUGAAACAGCAUCUGUCAGUGGUGCCAUCACAACUGAGAAGAGAAUUUCUUCAGUUAGAUUUAUAACAGAUUCUGUUCUUGCUAUUGCCGGAGAUGAUGAAGUUAUAAGACUGUACGAUUGUGACUCACAAAAGUGCCUUUGUGAAUUUAAAGCUCAUGAAAACAGAAUAAAAGACAUCUACAGUUUUGAAAAGCAAGGACUACAGGUUAUUGUUACUGCAUCCAGUGAUGGAUACAUUAAAUUGUGGAGUCUUGAACUUGAUAAGAUCCAGGAUAGACCAUCUUUGCUAUGUGAAGUCAAUACCAAAGCCAGGCUUACAUGUCUAGCAGUAUGGCUAGACAGAACUUCAGAAACCAAAGAGAACCCUGACAAUGCUACAACCUCUUCUUACGGUAACAGAGUAAAUGAAGAUGAACAGCCAUUGAUAACUAGGAAAAAGAAAGUUUGUUGGACUGAUAAUAGUGAUAAAUCAGCAAAGGGAGAUAGGCAAGUGAUGCUCAAGAAACGAAAAUCAGAAGGUGCACAGCAAAAGAAGAAAAUGAAACUAUAGAGCUCAAAAUGAAUGUAACUUCUUUACCAUUCAAAUAAUAAGCUGAUAUCAGUAAAUUUUGGUAUCACUGUAACCAUUUUUUACACCUCUCACUUCUACUCAAAGCAUAUUUUGCCAUCUCAACAGGGCACAUAUCUCUGAAACUAUCUUAAUUUGGGGAGUAGAAAAUGUUUCUACAUUGAUAAAUGAAAUGACCAUUCAGAAUUUUGGAAGGUGGCAAAUCUGAUGGUACUAACUUCUCUUGAAUUAUACCAUUCAGAAGUAAACACAUAAUGUAGUAUAUCUAAUGUAUAUUUUAAUUAUAUCAAGUAUAGUAUAAAAAUUCUCUUUGAGCAGUUCUGAAAUUCAGUUUAAAACUACAAAAAUCGCUGCAGUUCUGUAUUAAUAUACUUGGAUUUUCUGGUUUUAAUCAUUAAAAUUUGAAAAUAGGUUUCAGUGAAAUAUACAAUGAAAAUGUCUGCAAUUAACCAUUUCUACAAUGUUAAAUUGUUUGCAACAGGACUGGCAGCCCAUAAAGAUCUUCCACAGUGUUUGGGCACUUGUAUCUAGGAGGACUUAAUUUUGGAGGGGGCUAGAUUUUUAUGUAAUUCAGGGUAAGCUGUGUUGUAAAUACACCCACUAGGCUGGAUUUUUGUACUAAAAAAAUGUGCCUGCCUUUAUCACUUUAAGGGUUAUUUUUAGACAAUCUUAAUAUAUACUCCAUCAUGUCAGAAAAAUAGAACUACCAAAAAUAUCCUUCAUAUAUUCACAAAAAGAAAACUUGUGUUUAACCCUUGAGACAGCAAUAAAAAGAGGGUGUGAAAGCAAACAGUAUAUUUUUUGCCUUCUGAUAUUUCAAGUCUUUAAUUUUAAAAAGACCUGUCUGUGUCCCUAAAUUCAACUCUGUUUAUGUCCUCUUUCUCCAGGAGUUGGUUUACAUGAUUGAAACAAACACUUUGGUAACUUUUAUGCAGGCAUUUUACAAGUAUUUACAUUUACUCUUGAGCUGUUGAAAUGCCAGUGUUAAUAAGAAGUGGGCUAGAACAACUUUAAGAUGUUCUAUAUGUUUUAAAUCUUUAUGUUCAAAGAAAUCUAAUAUAAAUUAGUUAAGUUGGAAAAGUUUAUAUUCAUUUCUUUCCUUCUCCUUUUCUCCCCUAAAAAUGUUUAUCAAGUCUGUGCUCUGAGAUUUAUUGUGUAAAACGGACAAAGAGUAGUAUUUAUUAUGUACGUAAAGUUGCCUCCCUGAUGAACCAUUAUACUGUUGUGCUAAGUGUUCGUACUGGGCAUAAUUCCACCUAUCUUUAAAGGAAAAUGAGCAGAGAAUGUUCAGUAGUCAAAAUAAGAAUCAUGGCUGACAAUAGGCACUAAAGCAGAAAUGUUCUCUACUCCAGUGGUUCUCAACCAGGGGUCCGGGGAUCCCUGGGGGCCACGAGCAGGUUUCAGGGCACCGCCAAGCAGGGCCAGUGUUAGACUUGCUGGGGUCCAGGGCAGAAAGCUGAAGUCCCAUCGCAUGGGACUGAAGCCUGGGGCUCUGAGUCCCACCACCUGGGGCUGAAGCCGAAGCCUGAGCAAUGUACCUUCGCCAGCGCCCCAGGCAAUUGCCCUGCUUGCUACCCACUAACACCGGCCCUGGCUUUUAUAUGCAGAAAAUAAGUUAUUGUGGCACAGGUGGGCUGUGGAGCAGUAGCAUAGCUGGGGGGGGAGCAGGGGUAGUGGCCGCUACCCCACUAAGCAUGUUGUCAAAAAGUGGCGCCUUAGGGGUUAACAUGGCGCCAGUGGGGCCCACGCUCUGCUCUGAAGCUUGGUGCUGCGGGCGCUGGGCUCCUACAUCAAGGCAGGCUUUGCGGGCAGCAGCCAAGCUUCUUCCCCCGCCCCACCCUGCCCUGCCACCGAUCAGCUGUCUCCCAGCAGGAGGGAGCAGCUGAUCGGUGGCGGGGAGGGGGAAGAGCUGAGCUCCAGCAAGCUGGCCGCUCCUGGGAGGAGGAGAGAUGGGGGCCCAGCUCCAGUAAUACUUGGGGUCCGGUGUCUCCCCUGAGCCCCCCCCCCCUUCCCCAAGUGUCCCCUGGCCCCGACUUGCUGCCCCCGCCCCGGAGCAGAGUGUCCCUGUGUGGCUCCAUGUGCAGGGUCCUAGUGCCCCCCCAUCUCCACUGCCAGGACAGACUGACUCUGAGCCUCAGCCUGCCCUUCCCCCUCAGACCCUUCCCUUUUCCGGCAGGACCCUCCAGCAGCACAGGGGGGGCCCCCAUCCCUCACCCCCAGUGAGGCUACAGUCAGGGGUAGCAGCAGGGGAGGAGGCGCAUGCAGCGCCCUCUGGCACCCACCACGGGGGAGGCGAGGGAGAUUCCUAGAUCUGAGAGGGGCCCUAGGAGCACAUGCAGUGACUAUGUGCUGCUGGGGAGGGAAGCAGGAAAGGGGGGCUCCCCCAGAGCUUGCUGCUGCCAGCAGGGAAAGGGCUGGGGGGAGUCCUCUCUGGCCCCUGUCCUGGAGCAGCCUGCCUGCACCCUAAAAUCAUCCCCAGCCCUGCCCCACCCUAGAGCCCACACCCCCAGUCAGAGCUUUCACCCCUCCACCGCACCCUCUGCCCGAGCCCUGAGCCCCUCCAGCACCCCAAACACCUUAUCCCCAGUCCCAGCCAGAGCCUUCACCCCUACUCUCGCCCUGAGCCCCUCCCACACUGAAAACCCCUCAUCUGCAGCCACACCCAACAGCCCACACCCUGUCCCUCUGCAUCCCUCCCAUCCCCAAACUCCCUCCCAGAGCCUGCACCAAUCCCCUGCCCCAGCCCACUCCUGGGUCUGCUGCGCCUGGACUCCAGCCGCGCAGGAAAGGAGAGCCUGGCGCGAGCAAUCUGCUUCUCCUUUGGAGCUUUUAAUUUAAAAAAGGCAGAAAUCUGGUGGCUCCAGACAAUACGGAGUCUUUUUUUCACAUGGGGAGUAAGCUCCCAGUUUGCCCCCCCCCCCACCUCAGAGGCUGCCUGCUCCGCUUUGGGGGGCUUUCCCCUUACAGCACUCACCUGCCAGGAGGUUGCAGUUUGAGGCUGGGGCUUUGGAGAGACAGACCCCUGGUGGUGUCGCCCCACACACACACCCCAGCUGGUCUCAGCUGAUCCCUUUGCUACAGUGUGCGCACAGGCCAGGGAGUGGGGGUGGGCCAGCUUCGCAGUGCUUAGCUCUGGUGCCUCUCCCAAGCUGGCAGAGGGGUUUGCGGAGUGGGGGGGGGUGCCCCCUCCCCCCCGCUUGGACCCAGCCUUGGGCUUCUGACACAGCAAAUCUGGCAUUGUGGGGGUAUGGUGCGUGAGGAGAGGAAAGUCCCUGGUAUCGGGCAGUAGCUUCCACCACAUAAUCAAAUGUGGUAGAAACAUCGUCUGUACACUUGUAACACUUACCACUACAGCAUUAGUCAGUCUGAAUCCCUUGCAAGACCCAAGAGGCCCACAUUUUUUUUAAACAUUUUGUCUUCGCCCUUUUGUCGGCGCUUUUUUAAAUGCAAAAUAACACACGUACUUAUAAAACAAUAUCAUUCUUGUGUUUUUAUUUUAAGUACAAAAUAAAUAUAAUGAAUUUA